UACGUUGCGUAUCAAACUUGUGGCUGUAGACUAGUUUUCAAACACAUCAUUACUGUUCUACUAGAAUACAAAUAUCGACGUUUGAAUGUAACAAAGGAGCUCAAACUGUGACCCCCAAAAAAUUGAACUCAACUGUUAAUAUUACUAUUAUUGUGGUAAAAUUUUAAUUUGCUUGAUUAUUAAAUGUAGAAUACCAUAUACUUGUAUGCCAUAUUAUUUUAUUAGGCAGUUUCAAAAGACGUCUGCUCUCUUAAUUAAUUAAAUAAUAGCAAUUGACAUAGUAAAACAGUACGUCAAGAGUUUGUUGAAUAAGCAUUUUGUGAACUGCAAGAGUACGUACUAACGCUCUACUAGGUACACAUCUUUCAAACAGGAAUUGAUAUUUACACACACACACACACACACACACACACACACACACACACACACACACACACACACACACACACACCACACAGAGCAUGGCUUCAAGUGUCAUCUGACAUGCAUGAACGUUGUGUGUUUUCGUUUUCAAGGUCUCCUUCAAGCUUGCUUCGCCAUGAACGCUUGACAUACCUGCACUCUGCAGUGACUAGUGACGCCUGCCAGUUGAGAGCAUUUGAUACCUCCCCUACUACAAAGUGUACAGACCCUCGUUUAAUUCUUGUCAUGCCACCCCAAAGAAUGUGCCAAGAGCUUUUAUCUCAGCUGUUAAAGACAUCAAACAAAACCCUCAGAGCUGUAUUUCCCUAUGGUAUGUUUGAUGAAGAAGGCCUUAGAGAGAUUAUGACAAUGCAUGAAGCUAAGAAAACUGAGUAUGAAGUCCAAUGUGAGACAGAGUGGUUUACUUCAAUAGAACAGAUUGUCAACAGACCAAUUAAAGGCUUAAAUGGACACCAGUUACACUUGAAAGAAAUCAGUACCUCUGACAUAUGUGCAUUAAAGACAACGCUGUGGUAUCAAAAAACUUCUGAUGUUAUUAUGGGCCACCUCUCUGUACAGCAGUUGUCCACACUAGUUUGUGACAGAUGGGUUACAGAGGACGUGAUGCAGCACACCUUUUCAUUGCUUAAUAAAAAAUGUCAAAACAAGGACCAGGUAUACUGUGCAGUAUGGACCCCACUUCAGAGGACAACUCAGGGAAUACAGUUGCUUGAAGAUGCAGUUAGCUCAAAGCACAUCAGACUAAUCUGCUUUGCCAUUAACGUCCGCUUUGAUGAGACAAGUGGAACAGCCUGGAUGGCGAAUCGUCUGCUAUCAGGAAAUCAUUGGGCACUUGCAAUUAUCAAUUUGCAAACAAAGAUUUUAUGGUAUGGAGACUCUUUAGGAUAUCCCAUACCAAGCAACAUUGACAUUGAAUUCGAACCACUUGACAUUAAGAUGAUGACCAAUCACAAGGAAGCAGAAGAAACAGCUGAUAUCUGGAAAUCAACUCCCAAGAAACAUAAAGCUGUUCCGAAGAAACAUCCCAUUCUCACUGCAAAGACUGCCAGCAGUAGAGAGACACAGAUCAAAGACAUUUCUACAGGCCUGGACAAAGUAAAAACCUCUCAAGUAAACAGUAGCGUAGAAAGCUCUUCAGGUCUCUCUAUUCCAGCUAUUGAAAGCACAGUACAUAAUGACCAAUUCUUACAGUUGAAAGAAUACCUGCCACAAACAAGUGCAUACAUCAUUGAAAAGUUUCAACACCUAGAACUAGAAACCUUCCUUGCAGCACCACCAUGUGCUUUUCAAGUUCAUUUUUGGCUUCAAGUUGAUACAGCAGCAAGUGCACAGACAUGGAUACAACAGCUAGAAGAGAAAACUAAAACAACAUAUCGAAUUACAAAAGGCACUGCAUAUGGCACAACAGGGAAAAGAAUCAUUUUCAAAACUGUUCAGCACUGCCAACAUAAAAGAAAAACACCAACAAAGAAAAUGCCAAUCAAGAAGUUUGGCCAUGUCAGAGAAGGAUGUGAAAAAAGCACAAGAGACAAGAAGACAGGCUGCCCAUCUACACUCUCUGUCACAAUUAUGUCACCAGACAAACACAUGAAACAUCCACUAUAUCCAUGUUUGGUGAAACUGUUGUUCAAUCACAAUCAUCCAAUAGAUUCUGGCCAUGCUCUCAUCUUUAGACCAAUAUCUGAAACAGCCAGAAAGGCAUAUGUUCACUUGUUUGAAGAUGGCAAUUCUGCAUCUAGUGCGAGACAUGAAUAUGUCACAUCUCUUCAGCUAGAAUAUGAUGGAAACCAAACUAUGCAGAGAGUAUUAGCAAAUCGUUCAAUCAAUCCCAGCACUCAGGAUGUCCAGAGAUUGUUCCAAAGUUGGAGGCUUAUGACAGUAGGAGCUGAAAACGGUACGCCAAUGUUUGUAAGGCUAAAUGCUGAGACCAAUCGAUACAACAAAUUCACUGAAGCCGAUGGUGGCAAAGUGCACAUGCAACAGUAUACAGCUCACACUGACAGUAAGCUAGACAUACCUUCCCACAGCCAAGACCAUCCUUACUGCAAACCUAAAGAAGUUAAACAGCAAACAGAAAGUCCAUUUGUCCUUGUUAUUGUCACACCUCUUAUGGCAAGAGGCCACAAACUUGUUCAGCAAGCCGGAGAGAUGGUGUUUUGCGAUGCCACUGCCAGCUUGGACAGGUUAAAUGCACCAGUUUUUAUAAUCAGCACUGCAACUGCUGCAGGGGCACUACCAUUAGCAGUACUGAUGACAUCAGGGGAAGAUGUCUCAACUAUGACAGAAGCAUUUCGCAUCCUGAAAACAAUUUUACCACCUGAUGCAUUUUUCAGGCGAGGACCACAGCUUGGACCUAUGGGCAUCAUGACAGACGAUUCAGCUAGUGAAAGGCAAAGUCUUAGAGCAACAUGGCCUCAAGCUACAUUGUUUCUAUGUUCAUUUCAUUUUCUACAAAGUACUUGGCAGUGGUUAUGGAAUUCCACAUCUGAGGUGGACAGGAAUGACCGACUCCUAUUUAUGAGUAUGGUCAAAGACCUAUUGUUUGCCAAGACUUCAGAGCAGCUUUAUGCUGCCAAGAAUCGAAUUGACUGCAAUGAGAAAGUUCAACAGCACAAGUUAUUUAGAAAACGCUUGCAGCAGUAUUGGGAGAGACGCGAUGAAUGGUUGAAGGCUUAUAAUGCCAUUCAAAUGUUUCAUUUUGUGACUAAAACAAUGGAUAUGUACUACAAGCGUCGACUACUUGCUUUGGCUGGCAACCGACUAGAUCAUUUUGUAGCACUUUGGUUUACAAUUUCAGGAAUGAAUGCAGACAAAGCACCUCUUCCACACACAAUCCAUGCCACUGAAUCAGAAGAUGUCUACAGAGUUGAAAGCAGAACACAAAAGAACCAGACUUGGAUUGUAGACCUACGAGCAGGAACAUGCACUUGUCCAAGAGGAAGAGAAGGGCAGCCAUGUGCACACCAGCUAUCAGCAUCAUUGAAAUAUCGACGACACUGUCUCAACAAAAUCCCAACAGCAUCGGCAGUUGGACGAUGUCUAUAUGCCCAACCACCUUCACCAAAGGAAGAAGACAACUACAUGGAAACCUUAGGUGUUGAACCAGAAUGGAAACAGGAAAAUGAAUGCCUCCUGUCAGGCCAGCAGAGUAUCACAUCAGAUGAGAGUGCACUCAAAGUUUCCCUUACAGCUCAGAGACAUGACUUUGAUACACCAGAAAAUCCUGAAUGCUUGUCAAUUGAAAAGACUUUGUCAGUACAAAACAUGACUAGUGAAUAUGAUGAUGUCACAGCUGGUCUUGCAAACAUAAUAGAAGACAUUCACCAAAAACUGGAAAGUGGAGAUGAUGAAUUCCUAAAAUCAGGAAAAGAAUUUUGCAAGCAGUACAAGAAAAUUAGUGGAAUGAACGCUAAGAAACUGAUAUCUUACUGCAAGUCUUCUUUAAUAUCUGCCUUUCAUAACUUUGGAAAGGGCGUGGUCAUAAACUCAAAUGCACUAAACGUGUAA
Corticium candelabrum is the source of this 3930-nucleotide messenger RNA. RefSeq lists its product as uncharacterized. Gene Ontology annotation, molecular function: zinc ion binding. The transcript has 4 exons. NCBI's taxonomy places the organism in Eukaryota, Metazoa, Porifera, Homoscleromorpha, Homosclerophorida, Plakinidae. The record is from RefSeq and is a predicted model, not a curated record. Bases 484 to 3930 code for a protein of 1148 amino acids.